AUGCCAAUUUCGCAAGAGCAGCAUCUUCUAUGGCAGAGAAGCGACAACAACAGUCCGCAACUUCAAAACCGCAUUGGCGGAAGGGAUCACUACAUCAAGACUGUACACCGCCCGUUUGCUCGCUUCCCAAGAGGAGACACAAUGCUGAAAGAAAAGCACCGGUCGGGAUGCCUACGUACUGUGGAAAACCGUGCCAUUCUCGGCGCGGUCAAACAGGAUCCGGAGGUUAGCAACCGCAGGCUUGCGAUGAGACUCGAUUUGAGCCAACCAGCAGUUCUCAGCCGUCCCUCAUCUCAUCCAGAAAAGUACUGGAUUCCUCAUACCUUGUCGGAUGACAUGCGGAACACGCAGAUAUCCAUCUGUCAGUCUCUAAUCCUUCGGCCACAUCGCGCUGCAAGGAUCUCUACGAGAAGCCACACCAACACUAGCAAAGUCGAGCAUGCACCCCAAGAAGGCCCUCCUCCCUCUUGGGAUUCGAGGGAAUUGCUGUACGAUCUGUUUCCGCAAAGAUACGCUGUCACCUCUGUCAUUUACGGUACUCAGCUCAGAAAACUCACAGAACGUGUUCGAGAAAAGUAG
Necator americanus (New World hookworm) is the source of this 579-nucleotide messenger RNA. RefSeq lists its product as uncharacterized. Bases 1 to 579 code for a protein of 192 amino acids. Gene Ontology annotation, cellular component: nucleus; site of double-strand break; condensed chromosome. Gene Ontology annotation, molecular function: single-stranded DNA endonuclease activity; double-stranded DNA binding; histone H3K36 methyltransferase activity. Lineage: Eukaryota; Metazoa; Nematoda; Chromadorea; Rhabditida; Ancylostomatidae. The transcript has a single exon. Gene Ontology annotation, biological process: mitotic DNA integrity checkpoint signaling; double-strand break repair via nonhomologous end joining; replication fork processing. The record is from RefSeq and is a predicted model, not a curated record.